This is a messenger RNA of Bubalus bubalis (water buffalo), 1465 nucleotides long. Its product is annotated as phospholipid phosphatase 3. The transcript has 7 exons. The record is from RefSeq and is a predicted model, not a curated record. Gene Ontology annotation, biological process: phospholipid dephosphorylation; phospholipid metabolic process; signal transduction. Bases 84 to 1205 code for a protein of 373 amino acids. Gene Ontology annotation, molecular function: phosphatidate phosphatase activity. Lineage: Eukaryota; Metazoa; Chordata; Mammalia; Artiodactyla; Bovidae.
GGCGAAUUCCCAUUGGUCCGCGGCGGACCAAUGAGGAGCGGCGAGGACUCCCGGGGUGGCGGAGAGGGACAGGGCAGCCGUUGAUGGAGAUGGAAGGGUCCUGCCUUCCCAACCAGGCCCUCAGCCGGAGAAUGACCACCAGGGAAUCGCCCAAGGUCUGCAAUCGCCAGCACGGAGACGUCUCUCCCAGGAGGACUCUCGUCAACUCCGAUAUGCCUUUUACCCGCGGGACCCUGAGAAAGGCAAUCAACUUACCACAUACCAUCUUGGCCUUGCCUGAGUUGGUGGUCCGAUACCAGUGCCUGUGGCCUGGAGACCCGCGCAGGACACCCCUGUUCCAUCCACUGCCACAUUCCUGGACUGCCAAGCUGUUGGUGGCUUUGGACUUAUUCUGUCUGAUGCUGGUCAGCCUCCCCAUUGUGCUGAGUGAGACCGGUUUGCUGGAACCCCACAUCCAGGGCUUCUUUUGCAAUGACACCACCAUCCAAUACCCCCGGAUGGCCCAUUACAUCAUCGAAGACUCGGCACUCAUAAAGAUGGGCUUCUUCAUCUCCAUCUUCACGAUCAGCCUGGGAGAGCUGAUUCGGGUCAGGGGCCUGCAGCUAAGCUCGCCAGCCUUCAUGAGCAGCUCUUACAUGGCCAUGAUCUACAAGCAGCUGCGCGCCUUCAUCUUUGGCGGCCUGGCCAGCUUCUCCCUGACCAGUAUUGCCAAGAUGACCACAGGUCAACUGCGGCCCCACUUCCUGGCCACAUGCCUGCCCGAUCCAACCUCCUUCAACUGUGAGAACGGCUACAUCACCAACUACAGCUGCACAGGGCAUCCUGAAGAUGUCCUCGAUGCCAGGAUGUCCUUCUAUUCUGAGAACGCCUCCUUGGGGAUGUACUGCAUGGUGUAUCUGGUGCUCUACAUACAGGCCGGUUCCUGGGGACAGAAAAUCUGGCUCUUACGGCCCACCAUCCAGCUCCUUUUCUUGUCCCUGGCUCUGCUGACGGGCUACAUCAGGGUCUUGGACCACUGGCACCACCCCUACGAUGCUUUUUUCGGCUUCUUGCAGGGAGCUUUGAUGGCUUUCUGGGUGGUUUUCUACAUCGCAGGCAAUGCCAAGUCCCAGAGCCACCUAUGCUCUGUGUGCCACGUUCCUCCCCACUUCCCCUCUCUGUAUUCCUUCCCCGAGGACCCUCAGGGAACCCGAGGCAUGCCCUGAUGCAGAGAAAAACAGAGGGCACCCUCUGCUUUCCAGGGUCUGUGCUCCCCAGCGGGGCUGUCCCUCCCCCAGGUGGGCUAGUCCAGGAAGCCCCACCUGUUUGGAGCUCAGUCCUGACCCCAGAUCAGCCCUGCCCUGGAGGGGGUGACACAGGAAGUCCCAUUUUCCUGGGGCUGAACCCCAAAUUAGCCCCUCCCAGCAGGGCCACUUCCACUUUAUGUUUUUAUGUUUUCUUGCUAUAUUAAAGAGUGAAAUGCCAA